This is a messenger RNA of Symbiodinium natans, 1008 nucleotides long. The record is from the annotation of a GenBank genome assembly. Lineage: Eukaryota; Dinophyceae; Suessiales; Symbiodiniaceae.
AUGGGAUCUGAAGCCCAUAGUCACGAAGCACUGUCGCGGCAGACGCAUCUGGCAAUCCUGAUCAACGGACGAUGGCAGCCAGAAGAGCAGCCAGUCGACUGGUGCGACAGCAUGCUCGAAGACAUGUGCGAGGACUUGGAGAGCAUAGACCACUCGAUUCGCGACUCCGAACAGGCGGACUUCGAGGACGGGUUCGACGACUGGGACUGGGUCGACAGUGAGAUGCAGCGCGAAGCCGAGGAAGAUGCGCGUGAGAGAGUACAGUGGAGCAAAGAAAUGGAAAUCCAGAAUGAAUACCGCCAGCGUCUCGCCAACAUGACGGUGAAGUACCUGAACAUGCAAGGACCCAUCCCCCUCGACACCACGAAGCUGGUCUUGGGCGGGGACGUGAUCACAGACACCUGGAGCUGGCGUGAACUGUUGGGUCACAGCUUGAGCAACGACGUCGUGCACGUGCAAGUUGUCUACAUCUCAGAGAAAGCCACAGGACAGGGAUGGUGCAGCAAUCCGCAGUGCCGCCAAGCCGAAAAAGAGGAGUGCCUGGCCCAGAAGAGCGCAGAGAAAAUUGCUCGGCAGCAACAACGGGCAGCGCAGGGAGCGGGCAGUCGUGGACCCUUGCGCGAAGAGAACAGCAGAAAGGCAGAGCGCCGACAGCUGCAUGAGGAAAGGGCGCGGGCAAAGGCAGAGGAGGAAGCAGGCGGCCGUGGACCUUUGCGUGAAGAAGACAGCAAAGAAGCAGAGCGCCGACAGCUGCGUGAGGCAAGGGCGCGGGCAAAGGCAGAGGAGGAAGCGGGCGGCCGUGGACCUUUGCGGGAAGAAGACGGCAAAAGGGAAGAGCGCCGACAGCUGCGUGAGGCAAGGGCGCGGGCAAAGUCAGAGGAGGAAGCGGGCGGCCGUGGACCUUUGCGGGAAGAAGACAGCAAAGAAGCAGAGCGCCGACAGCUGCGUGAGGCAAGGGAGCGGGCAAAGGCAGAGGAGGGAGUGGGCGGCCGAGGGCCCAGGCCUUGA